UGCUUUGGAAGCUCUGAGUCAGGAAGGCUGAGUUGUGGGCAGCCGCUAAGCCAAGCCCACCAAUUCCUGAACUGCCUGGACCUCUAAAGACUGGCAGCCCAUAACGAUUAUGUGUGUGGUCAUUGCAGAACCUUGGUUUGGGAAUGUUUUCCAGUCUGGAAUCCCUCCCCCCAAAAAAAAUUGCUUCUUAGGGAGAGGGGAGAGGGGAACAAAAAGUAGAGACCUCACCUAGGAAAGCCGGGAUUUGCCAGUUCAUAUAAACAGAGCCUAACCUGCAGCUUUGGGACCUCCCACAGUUGGGACAGAAAUCGUAUAAAUAGAUCCGAUGAGUAAGCCAGAGCCCUGCUUUUAGUACUGGCUUGAUGUGUGUAUUUCUAUGAGAAAAUGCUGUACUUCAGUGCAGACCUAGCUGUUGCCGCCCUGGGAGAAGACUGUGAUGGUGGGCAGAGUGCUGGACAUACAGCUGUUAACUUUUCUUUAGUGACUUUGUGGCCUCCCUGUCUCUAUCCUCAACUCACUUCACCCACACUUUAGAACUGGGAGAGAGCACUGAGCUUUCUGUGGGGGAUACAGAAAACUAGACCAGGGUCUGAAGGUUCAAGGAAAGAGCUGAUUCUCCACUUUUCCCUUAGUAGGCAUGUCACUGGGGAAGAUGCCCGUAUCAUUUGAGUUUUCUCUCACUAAUUUAAAAAGCCUUCUAAUCCGGAUUCUGUCACUUACCAACUUCCUAUAGGCAAAAGAGAAAACUAUUUGGAUGUCAGCAUCUUUAUCUAUAACCUGAGGGUGUGUAUGACCUUGGGCAAGUCAUUUAACUUCCUUAGGGCUCAGUUUCCUUGUCUAUGAAUUAUGGCCUCUGAGGCCCCUUCUAGUACUGGCUCUCUGUGCCUACAAUCCCUUCCAGUUCUCAUGUUCUGUGACAUUUCCAAGAGGAAUUUAAUUAAAUUGGCACAGUGAAUACAACCCAUAAGCCGACUUUAUUCACCUAGAAGGUUCUAGCGCUCAGCUGAGGCACAGUAAGAAUCCAUUUACUAGUUACUUCUUUCCUUCCCUCAGUUUCCCCCUAUCUCUGAUUUUUAGGCCACCCUUUGAAAAGGACCAGUUACAUACCUCGCAGGCAAAGGAGAAAGAACCCCUAAGCAGGAGGGGUCUUUUUCCCCCUAGUCUAACUCAGAGUUGAACCAGUAGGUGGCAACAAUUUACAAGACCACAACCUAAUGAGACUCUUAGGCCAGGGUGGGAAGGGAAGAGGUCCUUUGUAUCAUGGGACUGGAGAAGCUGUAAUUGUCCUGGAAACUUGAGAGGAUGGGGGAGCCCUUUUUUUUUUUUAAAGCCUUUAAUGCCUUGCUUCCUAUCAGUGCCUGUAUGAUGAUGAAAAGAGAAUACUGGAAUAUGAGUCCAGACAUUCAAGUUUUGGUGCCAGCCACAUCUAGCUGUCUGACCAUGCUCCAGUCACUUCUCACUUCUGGGCCUCUGUUGCCUCAUCUGCAAAAUGGAUAUAAUCAUGCUUGCCUUGCUUUAUCUCACUUGGUUGUCCUAAGGAUCAGAUGAUAUUAGAAUUGUGAUUGUGCUUUCAUGCUGGACUGCCUGUUUUCUCAUCCCCGUUUGUAAGUCACUACAGGAUGCCUCCCAGUUCUUAGGUUGAGAGAGACCCUCAUUCAAAGGGUUUUAAAAGAAGUCUUGAACUGUGAAUUGAGGCUUUGGGAGGAGACAAGAUGGCCUCGCCGGCAGACAGCUGCAUCCAGUUCACCCGCCAUGCUAGCGAUGUCCUCCUCAAUCUGAAUCGCCUGCGGAGCCGAGAUAUCCUGACGGAUGUUGUCAUCGUGGUGAACCGUGAACAGUUCCGGGCCCACAAGACUGUUCUCAUGGCCUGCAGUGGCCUGUUCUAUAGCAUUUUUACUGACCAGCUGAAAUGCAACCUGAAUGUGAUCAACCUUGACCCUGAAAUCAAUCCGGAGGGCUUCUGUAUCCUUCUGGACUUCAUGUACACAUCCCGCCUGAAUCUCCGUGAAGGGAAUAUCAUGGCAGUAAUGGCCACCGCCAUGUAUCUGCAGAUGGAGCAUGUUGUGGACACGUGCCGAAAGUUUAUCAAAGCCAGUGAAGCAGAAAUGGUGUCCGCCAUCAAGCCUCCUCGGGAUGAGUAUCUGGCUGGCCGGAUGCUGCUGCCCCAAGAAGUCAUGGCGUAUCGGAGCCGCGAAGUGGCUGAUAACAAUGGCCCCCUGCGGAACGGUCCCCUCUGUGACGGACGAGCCUUUGCUCCUGGCCUGUACAACGGCUUGACUGCAUCCCCAGCUUCCUAUCCUGUGUAUGGCCACCUCCCGGUGAACAGCUUCUUUGAUGAGGAACUGAGGGAUGUCAGGAUGCCCAUGGCCGACCUACCUAGGGCCAACCCGUACCCUAAAGAGCGGGUCCCCUCCUGUGAUAACACCCGGCCCCUCCCUACAGAUUAUAACCGGGCUGUCAUGGAGGUCUCUGCCAACAUGUGCCAUGCUAGCAUCUACUCCCCUAAAGAGGCUACUCCAGAGGAGGUGCGGAGUGAGGUACAUUACAGCGUGACUGAAGCAGGCCCCAAACCGGCUGCCCCAUCUGCCCGGAACAACUCUUACUUUGCCUGUGACAAGCCUGGCAAGGAGGAGGAGAGGACCUCCUCUGAGGAUGAGAUUAGCCUGCACUUCGAGCCCCCCAAUGCCCCACUUAAUCGCAAGGGCCUGGUGAGCCCCCAGAGUCCCCAGAAGUCAGACUGCCAGCCCAACUCACCCACAGAGUCCAGCAGCAGCAAGAACGCCUGCAUCUUACAAGGGGCCGGCUCCCCUCCAGCCAAGAGUCCUACCGACCCCAAGGCUUGCAACUGGAAGAAGUACAAAUUCAUUGUCCUCAACUCUCUCAACCAGAACACCAAGCCGGAUGGGGCUGAACAGGCUGAGCUGGGCCGCCUCUCACCUCGAGCUUAUGUCCCAACGUCUACCUGCCAGCAGCCCUUGGAACCAGAAAAUCUCAACAUCCGCUCUCCAACCAAGCUGAGUGUGAGUGGGGAGGACUCUGCCAUAUCGCAGGCCAGCAGGCUCAACAGCAUCGUUACCAGGUCCCUGGCUGGCUCUCCCCGGAGUAACACAGAGGGACAUUCUCCGCUGUAUCUGCCCUCGUCCAAAUGCCGCUCCUGUGGCUCCCAAUCCCCACAGCAUUCGGAGAUGUGCCUUCAUGCCACGGCCACUACCUUCCCAGAGGAGAUUGGAGAGACCCAGUCUGAGUACUCAGACUCUAGCUGUGAAAAUGGAGCUUUCUUCUGUAAUGAGUGUGAUUGCCGCUUCUCGGAGGAGGCGUCCCUCAAAAGACAUACCCUGCAGACUCACAGCGACAAGCCUUACAAAUGUGACCGCUGCCAGGCCUCCUUUCGCUACAAGGGCAACCUCGCCAGCCACAAGACCGUCCACACGGGGGAAAAACCCUAUCGGUGCAACAUUUGUGGAGCCCAGUUCAACCGGCCAGCCAACCUAAAGACCCACACCCGCAUUCACUCUGGAGAGAAGCCCUACAAGUGUGAGACCUGUGGAGCGAGAUUCGUCCAGGUGGCCCACCUGCGCGCUCAUGUGCUCAUCCACACUGGUGAGAAGCCCUACCCGUGUGAAAUCUGUGGCACCCGUUUCCGGCACCUGCAGACCCUCAAAAGCCACUUGCGCAUUCACACAGGAGAAAAACCCUACCAUUGUGAGAAGUGUAACCUGCAUUUCCGCCACAAAAGCCAGCUGCGGCUUCACCUGCGGCAGAAGCACGGUGCCAUCACCAAUACCAAGGUUCAGUACCGCGUCUCUGCGGGCGACCUGCCCCCGGAACUACCCAAGGCUUGCUGA
Molecule: messenger RNA, 3845 nt
Organism: Phascolarctos cinereus (koala)
Lineage: Eukaryota; Metazoa; Chordata; Mammalia; Diprotodontia; Phascolarctidae
Gene: BCL6
Product: BCL6 transcription repressor
Biological process (GO): regulation of transcription by RNA polymerase II
Cellular component (GO): nucleus
Molecular function (GO): protein binding; DNA-binding transcription factor activity, RNA polymerase II-specific
Source: RefSeq, a predicted model, not a curated record